This is a messenger RNA of Thamnophis elegans (Western terrestrial garter snake), 2094 nucleotides long. RefSeq names its product ADP-ribose/CDP-alcohol diphosphatase, manganese dependent (gene ADPRM). Gene Ontology annotation, molecular function: manganese ion binding; ADP-ribose diphosphatase activity; 2',3'-cyclic-nucleotide 2'-phosphodiesterase activity. The transcript has 4 exons. The record is from RefSeq and is a predicted model, not a curated record. The coding region runs from base 711 to 1748 and encodes 345 amino acids. NCBI's taxonomy places the organism in Eukaryota, Metazoa, Chordata, Lepidosauria, Squamata, Natricidae.
AUAUUGUUAUAUUGUUGUUGUUGUUGUUGUUAAUCUCUUAGAGGGAUGGUGACCUUCUCUUUCUAAAUUCUUUUGAGUAGUGGUAAUACUAGAAAGAAAGUUGGAGGAAUCCCGACUUUUCAUUCCGUUUGAAAACAAGUGGAUUACAAGAUGAUUUUUCAAGGGUUUUUAUAUUGGAAAAAGUCCAUCUUUUCAACUUAAAACAAGCGUGGCGGGGGGGAGACCCCGAGUACAUCCAUUGCCAACCUGCCAAGCAUUGCUUUGGUGGAAACAAAUUAAGGCGAAUUUAAGCCUAGCUUCCAGCCUUUCUCGAUUCCCACCCAAUUUACCAAUCGCCCACUUCCGACCGGGAAGAAGGGGUAGGGGAAUAACAGGCUGGGAAAGAACCGGGGACGCUCUUUGCAGCACUUAAGAGUAGCUCCCGCAACGCCGCUCAAUUUACAGGUAUAGCUCUAUGGCGAAGGAAAUGAAAUCACUUCCGUCGGCAUUUUUAAUGCCUUUUUUUUAACUGGAGGCGGGGGGAGGGGGAUCCACUCUGAAACGUCAAGUGAGGUGAGCGGGACGGAUCGCUUGUAUCCAAAGUAACCAUAGUAUGGUUACCAUACUUUAGGUUCAGAUGUAAGACUAACAGAAACCUUUGUGCGGGUGUCUAAUUGGAAAUCUUCAGAUAUUCAUUCUUGGAAAAUUUCUAAGCAAGACUUUUUUGCAAAAUGGAUGCAGGAUCCACAAGAACAACACCUGAAGCGCUCUUCUCCUUUGGAAUCAUAGCAGACAUUCAAUAUGCUGAUAUAGAGGAUGGCUAUGAUUUCCUGGGAUUCAAUAGGAGAUAUUACAAGCAUAGCCUAUGUUCUCUCCAGAAGGCAAUUGAAGAUUGGAACCGAACUGAGGUUCAGUUUGUAAUACAGCUUGGGGACAUCAUUGAUGGCUUCAAUGCCCAACAUAAGACAUCAGAGAAAGCACUGCAACAAGUUAUGAAGGAAUUUAAGAAACUCAAUGCACCAGUCCAUCACAUAUGGGGCAAUCAUGAAUUGUAUAAUUUCAGCCGGAAUUAUCUUAUGGAAUCUGAACUGAAUACCAAGUACUUAGAAGACCAAAGUUUGUUUAAUAACUUUAUCAGAGAACAGAGCUCCACAGAAAAUCCAACUACAGAAUUCUAUUAUGCAUACCAAUUUUCUCCAAUGCCUAAAUUUCGAUUCAUUCUUCUUGAUGCAUAUGACUUAAGUAUUCUGGGAAGGGAAACAUCAACCAAAAAAUAUAAAGAAUCUCUACAGCUGCUACAAGACAAAAAUCAGAAUGAAAAUCUGAAUAGUCCACUAGGGCUUGCUGAAUGCAAUUUUGUACAGUUCAAUGGUGGAUUUAGUCAAGACCAGCUGGACUGGGUUGAUAAAGUUCUUACCUAUGCUGAUGAGAAUCAAGAAAGAGUUGUGAUUGCAGGACACAUACCCAUCAACCCGGACUGUACAAGCAGUAUUUGCCUGGCUUGGAAUUAUAAAGAUGCCCUUGCUGUCAUUCAUUCACAUCACUCUGUAGUAUGUUUUCUUGGAGGCCAUCUUCAUUAUGGUGGUUACUGUCUAGAUUUUCAUGGAGUCCAUCACCUGACACUUGAAGGGAUUAUAGAAACUCCUCCAGAAAGCAAUGCUUUUGGAACUAUAUAUGUCUAUAAUGACAGACUGGUGUUAAAGGGAAAUGGAAGAAUUCCAGAUAGGGAGAUGUAUUACAAAGAUCAUCCACGCAAGUCUUCAUUUUAAGUACUAUUGUGUUCGUGGGUUAGAAAUUGUUAUUUUUCCAAUUGUUUUUAAUUAAAACACAGUUUUAAUAUCUGAUAGUGAAUAAAACUAUGAGAGACACUGUAUUUUUUUUAAAACAACAAUAACAAAAGGUCCUAUUAAAAUGAAUUUAUCUCAUAGUAUGUUGUAGUAACUAUUUGUCAAAAGUUUACUUUCACAUGUUUCCUCUUUGGAGAAUUACACUAUCAACUUUAAGUCUCACAUGGAAAAUGAAUGGAAGCUCUGUUCGUUGAUUUGAAGAUUGGAAAAUUAAUAUGUUGGAUUGACAUCUGUAAUCUUGGAAUAAAAUAACGUUCUAUUUAAAACA